AUGAGUGUCCUGCCUCAAACUGUCAUUUCGGCAGAAGAAUGUCCCACUGCUCAGUGCUCCCUAGCAUUUGAUACUACGCAUGUUCAUCCUAGUGAAACAGAGGGUCCGAUGAGUCGAUCCCUUCUCAAUGUUGGUGGAAUUCUUGCCCUAAUUUGGCUAUUGAGAUGCGUAAUUGCAGCCUUCACAGGUCCCCUCCAGCCGGUGGCCCUUGUGAAGGCUGGGCUGCCUGUCGUCUAA
Molecule: messenger RNA, 237 nt
Organism: Echinococcus granulosus
Lineage: Eukaryota; Metazoa; Platyhelminthes; Cestoda; Cyclophyllidea; Taeniidae
Exons: 3
Coding region: 1-237 (78 amino acids)
Source: RefSeq, a predicted model, not a curated record